Messenger RNA from Calypte anna (Anna's hummingbird), 1018 nucleotides. Its product is annotated as myeloid-associated differentiation marker homolog. The record is from RefSeq and is a predicted model, not a curated record. Bases 34 to 897 code for a protein of 287 amino acids. Gene Ontology annotation, cellular component: membrane. The transcript has a single exon. Lineage: Eukaryota; Metazoa; Chordata; Aves; Apodiformes; Trochilidae.
AAUUCCCGGGGCGUGGGAGAGGUGGCCACCACCAUGGCUGUGGUGACAGUGAACCUGCGUGCUGUCACCUCCUGGGUGGGCAUCGCCCGGAUCUUUGCUGUCGUGCUGUCCUGCGUGGCCUUCAGCUUGGUGGCCUCUACCAACAACUUUGGGGGUUCCUACGGGACGUGGUGCAUGUUCACAUGGUGCUUCUGCUUCACCGUGACGCUGCUGGUGCUGCUGCUGGAGCUACUGGAACUCUACCCCAAGCUGCCGCUUUCCUGGGAUGACUUCACCUCAGCUUUCUCCAUGCUGGCGGCGUUGAUGGUCUUCACCACCUCGGUGGUCUUCCCGUCCACCUUCAUCAGCAGCCCGUGCACCAGUUCUGUGUGUGCACGGCAGGCCGUGGCCACCACCAUCUCCUUCCUCUGCUUCCUUGCCUACACCCUCGAGGUGGGGCUCACCCGUGCCAAGCCAGGGGACAUCAGCAGCUUCCUCUCCACCGUGCCUGGGCUCCUCAAGGUCUUUGAAGCCUACGUGGCUUGUCUCAUCUUCUCCUUGCUGGAUAACUACAUCUCAGAAGCUGGCCUGCAGUGGUGUGUGGCCGUCUAUUCCAUCUGCUUCAUCUUCACCUUCCUCAUCAUCGUCUUCACCAUCGGCCGGUACCUCUCCUACAUCCCUUGCCCGCUGGAGAAGAUGCUAGUGGGCUACAGUGCUCUGGCCCUGGUGAUGUACAUCACUGCCACCAUCCUCUGGCCCCUCUACAGUUUCAGGGGGAAGAGCCGCCCCAGCCCCUGUGACAAGAACUGCUGGUGGAACAAGCACCUGGGGGUCACCUUCCUCACCAUCUUCAACCUCAUUGCCUACAUGGUGGACCUGGUCUACUCCACCAGAAUGGUCUUCCUCAGAACUCCCUGAGGGGUGGUGGGACCGGGCUGGUGGAGCUGAGGAAGAGGCCGGAUGCCUCGGAAAGCUCCUGCUCCCCAUGCUGGAGCCAAGGGCUGGGGCGUGGUGCCGGGGAAGCAUGGGGGGGACACCA